Molecule: messenger RNA, 3270 nt
Organism: Colletotrichum navitas
Lineage: Eukaryota; Fungi; Ascomycota; Sordariomycetes; Glomerellales; Glomerellaceae
Exons: 4
Coding region: 296-2788 (830 amino acids)
Source: RefSeq, a predicted model, not a curated record
AGCUUGUGUAAAACAGGGCCGAGGAAGGGUCUUGUCCGAGCCCUCUUCUUCUUGCAUUUCUUCACCCCACCAGGUCUUGAUCUUCUUUCUCUAUUACUACUCCGUGCCAAACUGCCGUUGACCCUAUCGUUGCACGAUUGUUCAUCUUGCAUGGCAGAAAGCCACGCGAACAUAUCCUACAUUACACUUGUCCCUUUGCUUUUCCCCCUGUGACCAGUUCUGCUCCUUCGGUGGCCUACUCAACCCGCAGUUCCUGUACGGUCUUGGAGCUGGUUCUCGGAACGUUCUCUUCACCAUGCGCCCCUCUUCACUGCUGGUCACGGCCGUAACGGCCGGCGCCUCGAGUUUGACGCCCCCCGUCCUUCCUUUAAUCGUCCGCAACCCGUACCUCAGCACCUGGCUGGGUAAUGCUCGCGAUGCGCCGUGGGAACACUGGCCCUACUUCUGGACGGGCUCCAGCGUUGGCUUUUCCGUCAUGGCCUCUGUACCGGACUCCAAUACUGUAUAUCCUCUGCUCGGACGACCUCAGGACUCCUUGCCCCCGUCUUCCAAGCACUACAAUCUGUCAUUCCCAACAUAUCUGGGCGCCGUUUUUGACGCUUCGACGACGAACCUAUCCUACUCAAUCCCCCCGCCUUCGGGAUUCUUUGGGCCUGUCAAAGUUGUACUCUCAUUUCUCUCGCCAAUUACGCCCACGUCUACCUUCCGCCAGUCGAUUCCUGCUGCGUAUCUGACUGUUUACGUCGAGGGCUCCUUCGACAUCAACAUAUAUACUGACGUGAAUGGUGAAUGGGUCAGUGGCAACCGAGGCAAUGGUAUAAUCUGGGAGCUUAGCAGGAUAGAAGCCUCGCAGGGACACGAGGCCGCUCUUAAGACUUGGAAGGUCAGCAGGCAAUCACAGCAGCUGCUGACCGAAUUUGCAGACCAUGCGGAAUGGGGUACACUUCACUUCACCGGGCCGGCCGACAUUUCUCAUCAAGCUGGCACAUCUGCCAUCUUACGCCAGAAUUUUGCGGCAAAGGGCUCGCUGAAGAACGAGGUCGAUCGUUCUUUCAGGGGGAUCAUGGACGAGGAGCCAGUCUUUGCCUUCUCCAAGGCUUUUCACCUGAGCAACAAGACCGGUCCUGAGGCAACAUCGGAAGACAGUGUUCUCUUCACCUUCGCUCUUAUUCAGGAUCCUGUUGUUCAGUUUGCGGCCGCCAGAGGACUGACGCAGAUGCGCCCCCUAUGGUCUUUCUACUGUGCCACGCCCAUUGAGCUUGUACAGUACCACUACGAUGACUUCUCCGUGGCCAGCUUACUGGCCAGGAAUUAUUCGGACCAACUGGGUGUUGACGCGUUUGCCUCCGGCUCGCAAGAUUAUCAGGACAUUGCUGCGCUCUCCGCUCGGCAGGUGCUGGGCGCAACCCAGUUCUCGGGUACUCCUGACAAUCCUAUCCUGUUUCUCAAGGAAAUCUCCUCCAAUGGAAACUUCCAGACGGUUGAUGUGAUCUUUCCCGCCUUUCCGUUCUUUUUGUACACGAACCCCCGCUGGCUCGCGUACUUGUUAGAGCCCUUGCUCGAGCACCAGCUCAGCGGACAAUAUCCCAACGACUAUAGCAUGCAUGAUCUAGGCGCCCAUUUCCCGAAUGCUACUGGUCAUCCCGAUGGCAGAGACGAGUAUAUGCCCGUGGAAGAGUGCGGUAACAUGCUCAUUAUGGGCCUGGCGCUUGUAAAUGCUUUCAAGUACGACACCCAGCCGGCAUUCCUUCAGUCUGUUGAGGGUCAUGCGCGUGCGUACGGUCAUUUCGAAACAGAGACUAGCAGUGUCCAGCCGUGGCCUCUUUCCAUGGACUCAUACGGUAUGGACCGCUCCUCGGCCGAAGUUACGAUGAGAGGCUCCAAGGAGGCCGAGAAGUGGGUAUCACGAUCCUACGAACUCUGGACUAAGUGGACAGGAUAUUUGGUUCGCGAAUCGCUCAUCCCGGCGAACCAGCUCUGCACAGAUGAUUUCGCCGGGUGGCUCGCGAACCAGACGAACUUGGCUCUCAAGGGCAUCAUCGGUGUUAAGGCUAUGGCUGAGAUUGCCAAUGUCCUGGGCAAGACGGACGAUUUCAAGUACUACACGGACAUUGCGAGCGAAUAUAUUGACAAGUGGCAAGACUUCGGUAUCUCUAGGGACGGUACCCACGCCAAGUUAGCUUACACGUGGUAUGGGUCCUGGACUACCAUCUACAACCUUUACGCAGACUCGCUGCUCUGCUUCCAUCUGCCAGAGAAGGAAACGUCUACACUCAGUGGACGGGUCAUAGGAUGGUUCCAGAAGUCCAUGGGCAUCGAGGCCCGAUCAACAUUCGUCCCGGACAAGGUGUAUAGCAUGCAGAGCAAUUGGUAUCAUGCGGUGCUGCAGCACUAUGGACUCCCGCUCGAUAGCCGUCACCUGUACACGAAAAGUGAUUGGCAGUUCUUUGCUGCGGCCGUUACCAGCAAGAAGACCCGGAUGGAGAUUCUUCAAAGCAUUGCGAUCUGGGUUAAUGAGACGACGACUGACCGGCCCUUCACAGAUCUCUACGAGACAGAAGGGACUGGCGGAUGGCCUGGCCCUCACUUUAUGGCCAGGCCUGUAGUCGGAGGCCACUUUGCCUUCCUGGCGCUGGAGAGGGCUUGCGGCGGUAAGGCGGUCGAGGGCCUCAGCUUUUUGGACGAGCCGGGAUCGUUUGCAGAUGUGGAUGUUCGCAAGGCCCUCGAGGAUGAGCUUUUUGUCGCGAGUUCUCCGGAGUCGAUGCAACCGAUAAUGGAUGACCUAUAGGGGAUUAUAGUUCCAGUUUGGACAUGGCAAGGUCAACUGCCCUUUGACUAGGAAUCUGCGGCUGCUGUGGCAUGCGAGCCCAGUCCGGUGGUGAAAACAAGGCACUAAUAUACAAGCAGUUUUGGUUCCGUAAAAACUGACAGGCCGAGCUUUGAUUGGCCGCACCUUACGUGGCAGUUCGGCUGGCAUUUAGGCUGGUAUGGUUAAAGCGUGGCUCUAAUAUACUUAGGUGGUCUGUAAGCUGUCGAUUGAAACAGCUUUGUUGGUCGUCGUUUGCAAGCGUGUUCUGAUGAAACACUUCGAGUCCGACCGAAGAAUAUAAUUGCUGGUAUGCAUCUCAGUUCGAGAUCUGUCAGAUGGUGGUCUGUGCAGAUAUCAAUCGCUGUGGGGAGUCGCGAGCCAUCGUUCUGGACUCACUUUAUGUGUACGCUAAAGAUCGAAAUGUUGUCAAAUCAGCAGGGGAUGCCUCGAAUGAAUGUGAC